CAUCCAACUAGAAAGGUCGACAAGAAGACAGAGAGAGAGAGAGGAGAUUUAACUCUAAAUUGUUUUCGAAAACGAGUUUAUCGUUUUAUCUGUGAUUUUAUCAAUUAAUAAACCUUUUAAUUAACUUAAUUCCAAUAUUUUGACCUUUAUCUUUUUAGACAAAUCAAUGAAUUUCGAUCUUUUUAGUUCUCAUUUGGUUCAUUCGCCAUCUUCAUCUCUUGAUGUCAACAUGUCUUUUUAUUGUGAAUCUCCAGCAGCAAUAAUCAACAAUCAAGUUCAUUUGAUACCAGAAAAUCAUCAUAAUAGAAACCGAGUCAACAAUUUAACUUAUCGAGAUCCAAUGUACUCAUCAAUUCCAGCAAUUCCUUCAAUUCUUAAUCGUCCAGUGAAUAAUCAAAGUACAAAUUGUUUACCUUACAAUCAUCAUCAUCAUCAUCACCCUCAUCUAAACGUAUCAACAUCGCCAUUAGUUUAUAAUCAACAACAAAGAUUUCAACAUCAUCUUAAUCAUCCUAAUCAAUAUUACAAUCUAAAUUAUCAAUCAUAUCAACAACAACAACAACAACAACAGCAACAAUCACAACAACAACAACCACAGCAAUAUCAUCCUCAUCAUCAUCUUCAUCAUCGUCCACAUCAGUAUCCUAAACAAUUUGGUGACAAUGAUAAUUUUCAAAUUUAUCACAACGUAAAUCAGCAACAAUUUAAUUACAAUGAAUCACCAAUGGACGUAAAUAAUUUGGAAAUCAAUUGUGUUACGGUUGAGAUUAAUGAUUCAAGUAAUGAAGCUCAGGUUUACUCAGUGGAAACCGAUGAUGGCCAGAAAGUUGAUCCAUCACCAUCAUCAUUAUCAUCAUCUUCAUCUAAUCAGAAUGUUUUAUCGGCUUACAAUCAACAGCCGAAGCAACAACAACAACAGCAACACCAAAAACAACAACAACAACAACAACCGAAUCUCCUUCAAUACGGUAAAGAAAAUUUCUUAUACCCUGAUUUUAAUUUCCAUCAUCAAAUACAACAAUCGGCUACAGUAAAUUCAGAUGUUAAUCAUAAGAAUGACAGUUACAAUAUUUCGACGAUCAAUAACAACCAACGGGAAUAUACUAAUGGCUCUAACAACGAUAAUGAUCGAGCACCAGCAUCAAACUGCACCACAAAUGAUGAUGAAAGUGAUGGAAUCCCUGAAGACAUUUUGGAAAUUAUCGAAAGUCUGGAAGAGGAAAGUUCCGAAUCUGAAAGAGCAGCAAUUAAUGUUAAUCGUCAAAGAUCAGUUUCAGAUUGGAUCAGUUAUCUAAAAUCGGACUAAUUUGAUUGAAAAGUUCUCCGUGAUUAGAUGAUUGUCCUCAAAAAUAACCACCACAUUAAUCUCAAACUCUGGUUACAAUAAAGAUGAGAAAAUUUUUUAUAAGCAUUAAAAUUGAUUCACUUAAUCAUA
Messenger RNA from Panonychus citri (citrus red mite), 1435 nucleotides. Its product is annotated as myb-like protein AA. The record is from RefSeq and is a predicted model, not a curated record. The transcript is spliced from 2 exons. The coding region runs from base 167 to 1306 and encodes 379 amino acids. Lineage: Eukaryota; Metazoa; Arthropoda; Arachnida; Trombidiformes; Tetranychidae.